This is a messenger RNA of Penicillium olsonii, 1710 nucleotides long. The record is from the annotation of a GenBank genome assembly. NCBI's taxonomy places the organism in Eukaryota, Fungi, Ascomycota, Eurotiomycetes, Eurotiales, Aspergillaceae.
AUGUUCGCUCUCUUCGUGGCCUCAUUGCUGGCCGUUUCCGCCCAGGCUUCCACAGCCUGUCGGUGCUUCCCUGGAGACGCUUGCUGGCCGUCCGUGGAUGUCUGGACUCAGUUCAACGAGACAAUUGAUGGCCGACUGAUUAAAACAGUCCCUCUUGGCACACCAUGCCAUGCGCCCAACUACGACGCUGAGAAAUGCACCACGUUGCGCGACGGAUGGACAGUUCCCGAGGAACAUUAUGGCUCUUCCUCAUCUGUGAUGGCUCCAUUCUUCGCGAAUGGCACCUGUGAUCCCUUCCACCCGAUUUCUAAACCUUGCACUUUGGGCAAUUAUGCCGUGUACGCCGUCAAUGUCACUACCCCCGAUCAUAUUUCCAAGGCUAUCAAGUUUGCCACCAAGCACGAUAUUCGCGUUGUCGUGCGAAACACUGGCCAUGAUUACAGCGGAAGGUCGACCGGUGCAGGAGCUCUGGGUAUUUGGACACAUUACCUGAAGGACGUGGAGAUCCACGACUACAAAGACAAGCAUUAUUCUGGCAAAGCUAUCACCAUGGGAGCUGGCGUCCAAGGCUUUGAGGCGUACGAGGCGGCCGAAAAGGCCAAUGUCCAAGUCGUUGGCGGCGAAUGUCCCACCGUCGGGCUGGCUGGAGGCUACAGCCAGGGUGGUGGGCAUUCCGCCCUCGCUUCUCGUUACGGACUAGGCGCCGAUCAGGUCCUGCAGUGGGAGGUUGUGGAUGGGCAGGGCAACUUUGUCACCGUCACUCGCGACAAUGAGUAUUCUGAUCUGUACUGGGCAUUGAGUGGUGGCGGCGCCGGCACCUACGGUGUUGUCACAUCCAUGACUUCCAAGGCUCACCCUGGUACCCCAGUGUCGGGUCUCAACAUGACCUUCACCAACGCUGAAAUCUCUCAGGAUACCUUCUACGAGGCGGUCGAACGAUUCCACACUAGACUUCCCGCGCUGGUGGAUGCCGGUGCUAUGAGCAUUUGGUUCUACACCAACACCAGCUUCGCAAUCUCCCCACUGACUGGCCCUAAUAUUCCUGUGGCCAAUCUGCUCGAGUUGAUUCAGCCUUUCAUCGAUGACUUGAAGGAGCUGGGUAUUACUCCCACGGUUUACUCGAAGCAAUUCCCCAGCUACUUGAACCAGUUCAAUGGCAUGCAGCAGGAGAUUGGCGUCGGGGAGGCCCAGUACGGUGGCUGGCUCAUUCCACGGUCGGUCGUGCAGAACAACAACAAGGGUCUUACAGCUGCCUAUCGAGAAAUUACCGAAGAUGGAGCUACCUUCAUCGGCGUGGGUCUGAAUGUUUCCCGCAAGGUGACUGGAGAUGUGCACAACGCCGUUUUCCCCGGCUGGCGCGAUGCCCUGAUCGCGACCAGUAUCACCACUCCCUGGAAAUGGGACAACGACGAGGAAAUGCUGGCCAAUCAACGCAAGAUGACCGACUCCUAUAUGGCUAAAUUGACUGCGGUGGCCCCGAACUCGGGAGCAUACAUGAACGAGGGUGAUUUCCGCCAGCCAAAUUUCCAAAAAUACUUCUACGGCACGAAUUACCCGGCCUUGCAGAAGAUCAAGGCGAAAUAUGAUUCCCAGGAUAUCUUCUAUGGCAGGACCAACGUCGGAUCCGAGGCUUGGGAAGAGCGAACAGAUGGUCGACUCUGCCGCGUUGAUCAGAGUUCUCCAAAGGCCGGACAUGCCAGAGAUCUUUAG